Molecule: messenger RNA, 5344 nt
Organism: Plectropomus leopardus (leopard coralgrouper)
Lineage: Eukaryota; Metazoa; Chordata; Actinopteri; Perciformes; Serranidae
Gene: camlg
Product: calcium modulating ligand
Biological process (GO): tail-anchored membrane protein insertion into ER membrane
Cellular component (GO): GET complex
Source: RefSeq, a predicted model, not a curated record
GUGCGUCCUCUCUUCAGACAACGCUCGGUCCAUUCCGUUGUGUUUACCGUGUUAUUGAUUCAGUGAGACGUUUGUGUCGCCGUUAAAUCGCUAUUUUUUGCAUGUAUCGGGAAUACAGUUUGUAACCGACGCUUACAUAUUUACUAUGGAGUCCGGAGAGGCCAACGAGGGAGAGAAGGCAGGCUCUCUGUCGGCGGCGCAGAGGAGGGCAGAGAUCCGGAGGAGAAAACUGCUCAUGAAUUCAGAGGACCGGAUGAAGAGAAUCGUAGGCUACGCUAAAAACGAGUCCGAAAACAACGCUGGAGCACUCCGGCGUCCCACAGAACCCCGCUUCCACCUUGACCUCGACAGGACAGAUCCAUGGUCAUCAUCGUCCUCCCAGAGACCGUCUCCCUUCCUGCCAGAGACUUCGGGGCUCGGCAGUCGCUCCCUCAGUGCCACUCCAGAGAGGAGGGGCUCCCCUCUGCCAGACUGCAGUGAGCCACUAGGCGGUUCUCUUGGAAGCUCUUUGGAAGACGAAAUCGGAGGGAUCCGGCCGAGACCGAGGGGGGAGCGGGCGUCAGACGACCUCAGCGGCUCCCCGCGUCGAGGCCUCCAGAAGUACCUGUCCCGUUUUGACGAUGCCAUGAAACUGCGGGGUCAGCUGGCCAAUGAGAAGCCGGCCCAGGACGGAGGGUCUGACUCAGAAGAGUUUGAUCCCUUCAGAAUCUUCAGGCUCAUCGGCAGCAUCCUCCUCGCUGUUUUUGUUCGGAUAUUUGUCUGCAAGUUCCUGUCAAUAUUUGCUCCAUUUCUGACCCUGGAACUGGCCUACAUGGGGUUAUCCAAAUACUUUCCAAAGGUAGAGAAGAAGGCCCAGACCACUGUGCUGACCGCUGCCCUGUUGCUGUCCGGCAUCCCCGCUGAGGUCAUCAACCGCUCCAUGGACACCUACAGGAGGAUGGGGGACGUCUUUGCCGACCUCUGCGUUUACUUCUUCACCUUCAUCCUCUCACACGAGAUCUUGCUGCUCUUUGGCUCAGAGACUCCUUGAUGGACCAGGAGGUUCACCCCGUCCCCCUUCUUGUUAUCCCCUCCCUCUGUCUCCCAUAGCAACAAGGCAUGGUCAUAUAAAUACUGCUGACGUGUGUUUGUUGUUGACAGUCUGGAAACGAGUCCUCGCUGCCUUAUGAUCAGGGUUGCGCGUCAGCUUCAGGAUUUCACUAAUGCUAAGCUACAUGUGACCAGAGAGUCCAGUGUUUGUUAGAGAUAUCCGAGUCAUUUUUGCUCUGGAUUGAACCCGAGAAACAGAAAGGCAGCAUGUGUUCACUUGUGCAAAGAAUGGCAUUUAUCUUGCUGAGUGAUAUUUAUUUGUCAGGUCUAGCACAGAAAAAGGUAGGGAGUGGACACCAGCACUGUUUUUCAGCAGUCUGGCAGCCACAGAUUCCAUUUAACUUAUGAAUGGGAAACACUGGAGUUCCUCAAGGGCUGGGCGAAAUUUCUCAAACUGGCACAGCAUUACUUUAAAAAAUCUGAUAUCGAUGCAUAAGCAAGUAAAUGCCAAACCACACAAAAUCAAAAACAAUCUGGUGUUUAGUGCAAUGAACUGUCUUCCAGUACUGUGCAUAACAUCAGAAAAAUCCUUUAAAUUUUCAAAACAGAAACUUAAGAGCAACUUAACACCAGGCUGAAUGGCAGUGCUCUGCCGCCCUCUCUGGUUUAAUAUUUAAAGUUUGUGACACCUGUCACCAAACCCAACAGUGACAUCGUGAUGUACUAAUGCUUCAAUCCUUUGUACGUCUGAUUCAAUAGUUCUGACUCUGCAUUCCAGACAUCUGAUCUAAAUGUGUCCCCUGUCCCAUGCCAAGUCUCUAAGCUUCACAGCCAUCUACAGAGGACAUGCUUCAGUUACCACAGCGCCAUUAGCAGAGAGAAACGACAUAUAAAAUAAUCACCAGUCUUGCUCGUCUUUGCUCAUUUAAAUACCAUGCAACGCAAAAUUCUGUAAAUGGUUGCCGUGCAUAAUAGUGUGAAGUUAUUAUGUGCUUAAUUUUGUGUAGACUUUAGUGAAGCAUACAUCAACUGAAUGGAGAUGGCAGCUACAAUGUUGUUACGGCACAUUUCACAACACAUACAUAAAGUAAAUUAUGAAAAUGUCGUUUUUCUCAGUUCACUGUAUGCACUGCCUGCCCUGUUGCUGUGACAUCGGGUGUGUUCACAUUGGCAAACUUUGUCUAAACAGAUCAUGCCCUGAGUUUACGAAUUCUCAACUGGAAUGACCGUUCCAAGGCACUUUUCUGUGUCGGAGGUAGUUUCUCUUCAAAAACAAUAGAUUGAAGCAUUACACAUCAGGAAGUACACUUCUACAUCCCUGCAGUAAGGUGAGAAUUUAAACCAACAGAAGGCAGCAAAAACAUCUUUUUCUGAUACUACCUAAGAUGUACUUUAAAUUUUCAAAUUGUUUGAUUGGAAUAAUUUAUUUAAAGUGAGAUUAUGUACAUUGUGCUUAACAGCAGCUAUUGUAGCCACAAGCGGUAAUUUCAGGAGGUGAAUGCUAAAAUUUCGUGCAACACUACAAAGAAUAAAUACUGGUAAGUUAGUGGACUGACUCACUAAUGUCUGAUAUAACAUUACCUACAAUAACGCCGAAUCACACUGGAUACGGAAGUGCCCCGAUCUGUUAAUUGUCGGGCAGCUGCCCAUUAGCAGUGGCCUGGCUCAUCACACCAGGUGCGCAUUUCUCCACGCUGGUCAGCGAUUCUCCUUCUCUGCUCCUUUCUAAUCACACAGAGAGCUCUGCCCCGGUCGCUCUGUCCCUGCUUGCUUGUGUGUUUCUGGCUGUGUACCUGUGUGUCUAUGUGUGUCUGCUUUUCGCUCUCCCUGUCUGUUUAGACUUGGCUGACAAGCAUUGUGUAAGCACUGGAUGCAUAUUAAGUCAUUUAUUGAAAUCAGAUCAUGUAUAUCAUAUCUAGCAUAUCCUUUAUAUUGUUCAUAAUAGAGUACUUAGUGUGCCGAUUCACUUGCGGCUCACAGAAAAAUUAAACAGACAUCGAAACUAUCGCUGCAGAUCGUCAGCCUGCAGCAGAGCUCGGGGCAGCGAAGCGUCCAGUGUGAACGGUCUGACUGCUUAACAAGGGCAUCGAAGGCAAGCGGCCAGCGCUCAGUGGAAAAUUGGCGUGACAGUUCUGCGUCCGGUGUAAACCCAGUGGACCCUCUGUGGUAUUGAAUGAACACUGCAUUUAAUAAAAUAUUAAGUUCUUCAGUUUUAAGAAAAUGAAUUAAAAAUGACAUAGUCUUGCUUUAAAUAAUAGAUUUUCUAAAAGCCGACCUAAGUCCUUCUGUAUCCUAAUAAUCCCCAAAGAUGGUGCAUAAAAUGGGCAGCGUGUCAUAUUCUCAGCUAAGGCGCUGCAGACUACUCCGCAGGUUACUGGCUUUGGAGGUAUGGUACUCAUAUGCAGCACUAUGAAUAUGUUUUUAUUGUCUUGCAGUAUGUCAGGCAGAGUUGGGGUCCAUGCAUUUUCAGGUACUUCCAUUUACAGCCUGAAUCUAACCUUCACAUAGCCUGCUGGAUAAAGGCUUUUCAUGUAAAGCUUACUCCUAAAUUUAAAAACGAAAAAAAAACAUAACACUUCUUCACUGGAAUUUAAGUUAACUGACAACAACUUUGGAGCAAAGAGGUUUAUAUGGAGCUCUUGGUCUGUCAUGAUUGACAAUCGAUGAUUGAAUUAAGCAGAAAGCUUAAGACAGAUUAUCAUCAAGACUGACAGAGGCAGGUGGUUUCUUUGUGGCCUCAUACAUAAUCUUGCCUCUGCAACUCAAGCAGGAGACGACCUUGAGGCUUUGCAGUUGCGUCACAAAUGACAACCUCCAUUGAGGUCCAAGAAAAAGUUUCCUUCAAACAAAAGUGUUUACAUGGAGGUUAAGCACCAUUUGUAUAAAAAUAUAUAUUCUGAGAUUAGUUUCUGAUUUUAUUCUCAGGAUUCUUACUCAAAUUUCUGAAUUAUUUCCUCCUUUUUUAAACAUAUUGCCCCCCUCUUCGCCUUAUAUACAUCAGAAAGACAGAAAAGUAGAAGUCUCUUUUUUGCUGGAUCACCCCAAUUUCAAGGCUUGUUAUUUUUAGGUCAAAAAGUAUGAGGAACAGUUACACACGAUCAUCCAGCUAUACUUUGAGUAUCUGAUAAUAUCCAGUUCCUGAUGAUGUUAAGUGUCUUAAAAGGAAUAUCUCAACCACAAACUGACCAUUUGUAAGUCAAUUAGUCAUGGUUUUCUCGCGUUCCUCUAUGGAAAAUGGUGAACAUAAUGAUUAAUUGAUUGAUUGGGGACCAUGUUUGUAUAAAAUAAUAGACGUAGCUACUGUGAUGUCACCUAUUGGUUUGUGGACUCCCAUUGUAAAGCCUAGAGUUUGGCAUUUCUGUGGCUGCUAUCUUGGUUUUUGCAGCCAGAAGUGACCAUUAUUUCUGCUGUUAAGUUUGGUAUUUUAGCAUGGAAGUCUAUGAGGAUUGCUUCUGGAGCCAGUCUCAAGUGGCCAUUCAAGGAACUUCAGUUUUUGGCAUUUCCAUGUUGACUUAAUUUGUCUGCCGCAGUUUUCUACACAAAUUGAAGGUAACCGCACGACUGAUCGAUUUACAAAUGGCCGUUUUGUGGGUCAAGUAUACCUUUAAAAACUUGCGCUCUCCUUUAAUUGGUAGAUUUGAAUCUUGUGUGCUUGUUUUGUGACAGAUAUCCUCAUAGGUCCUGCUUUUAGUCAUAUUUUAUGCUGCGAUCUGUCAUCCAGCGCUCAGAAGGGUCCACCCGUGUUACGAACCAGUUUUCCUCCUUUGAGUUGUGAGAAAAAGCAUUUAGUCCUUGAAUGUGGAGUGUAUUAUUUUGCACGGCUGUGAGCUUAAAAACGCAGUAAACUUCAUAUAGUGUAAUGAAAAGUGUGUUUGACAGGAAAGUCUUGUCUUUUACUGGAAAGUGCUGUCGCUGCAAACAAACGUGGGGCAGUGGGAGUUUAUGCGCUUAUUUGUGUUGAGUAAUUCUGGUGAUGUGGCCUGCUUUGCUUUGUUUCGAGCCUCAUUCAUAAGUACUUCAUAUAUAUUCAACUUCUGUGCGAUAAUGUCCUCUCUCCAAACUUUUAAUUUCAUCCAAAUUAAUUUAUUAGUGUGAAUUAAUUUUAGGUUUUUUGUUUUCAUGUAAAUAAUAUGGUGUGAUUUAUCCUACGACUUGUCUGACCUACUUGAUUGUUUUUGAUAAAGUUUACAGAAUAACUGUUUUUAAUGGCUCUUAAAGUGUCUUACUUAAGUAACCAGUUCAGUGUUGACAUGAAGUAAACAAUCUCUGAUUAAAAACAUACACAGGAAUGAAUAAACUGACCAUUCAUACCAAA